UGGAAAACUCUGCGCCUGCGCACCACGACGGGCUCCGGUGAAAGGUGGUACGCCUGCGUGCCGCACACGCCCGGGUGGCUGUAUUUUUGAGGUAGCUUGUUAGCUUCGCUGAUGGACUCUGCUCCAGGAGUAUAGCUCCAUGAAUAACUUAAACGACCCUCCAAAUUGGAACAUUCAGCCCAAUCCCAGGGCUGAUGGGGGUGAUGGAAGCAAGUGGAAUUAUGCCCUCUUGGUGCCAAUGCUGGGAUUGGCAGCAUUUCGUUGGAUUUGGUCUAGGGAAUCCCAGAAAGAAAUAGAAAAAGCAAAAGAAGCAUAUCAUCAGAGAACAACUGCUUUCCAACAGGAUCUUGAAGCUAAAUACCAUGCUGUGAUCUCAGAACAUCGGCGUGCAGUUGCUCAACUAUCUUUGGAACUGGAAAAGGAGAAAAAUAGAACAACUAGUUUUCGAGAAGCUCUUAUCUCUCAGGGGCAUAAGUUGGCAGAAGAAAGGAAGCUUCUUGAGCAGGAACGAGCUCAGAUAAUGCAAGAGAAAAGCCAGCUUCAGCCUCUGAAAAGUGUCUAUCUGAGCUGCCUGGAAGAAGAGGAUGACUGGCAGAGGAGAGCCCAGCUUAUGCUGAAGGAGGUGGGAGAAGCUCUCGUAGAACGUCAGAAUAUCUACUGCAGCCUGGUCCUUCCCCGUAGUACAAGGCUAGAGCUGGAGAAGAGCUUACUGGUACGCUCGUCCAUUGAUCCGGUAGCUGCUGACCUAGAGAUGGCCGCUGGCUUAUCUGACAUAUUUAAGCAUGAUAAGCAUUGUGGAGAUGUCUGGAACACCAACAAACGCCAAAACGGGAAGCUCAUGUGGAUGUAUCUCAAAUAUUGGGAACUACUUGUUGAACUUAAAAAAUUUAAGAAAGUAGAAAAAGUCAUACUAGAAAAAUAAGAAUGAAAUGAAACUUAAAGGCCAGAUGGCAAUGGCAACCUGCAUUCUGGGCUCUCUGAUAUUUAGUCUGUUCCUUACCAGAUGUGACCCAGUACAGCUACUCUUUGUGAGAACUCAAGUCUUUCCACCCUUUGAACAGUGCAGUAGGGACUUAGCAGAUAAGUUUUUUUCUAUGAUGCUCUGUAGCUAUUAGAGAUUCAAUUUUGUGAAACAUUUUUGAGCUGCUAAUAUUUAGUAGAAAAAGUACAACUUUAUAUUUUAGUUCUAGGGUAAAGAAAAGAUUUAAAGCUCAAAUAUAAUAUUCUUACUCUAAGAAAUGUUCUAUCAGAUUUUACCUCUCCUCCAAUUACUGGUCUCCCCUGAUUCCAUCUAGAAGUUGUUGGUUAAUGUAGUUGUGUAACAUGUGGGGCUGACUUUUUGGGGUUUUUGUCCUGCUCAGUUCCCACAGCCAGCAAGUCCCAAAGAAAAAUCACACAGAGAGUCUGCAUUAGAUAUGAACUGAUUUGCCCAUUUGCUCAGGCUUCGUAUUAGCUCUUAUAACUUAUAUUAGCCCAUUAUUCUUGUCUAUGUUAGUCACAUGACUCGGUACCUUUUUCAGCAAGGCAGGUCGCAUCUUGCCUCUCUCUUGGUCUGGGCAGGACUGCUGAGGAAUGGACUUCCUCCUUCCCAGCAUUUUCCUGUUCUCAUUGUCCCACCUUUACUUCCUGUCUGGUUGUCCCACCUAUACUUCCUGCCUGGCCAAUCAGUGUUUAUUUAAAACAUGAUUGACAGAAUACAGACAGUUCUCCCUCACCAUAGUUGUAUUUUCAAGAUUUAUCUUGUUUGGGGCAUUUUUUCCCCAUAAAGAAAAAAAAGAAAA
Molecule: messenger RNA, 1781 nt
Organism: Chionomys nivalis (European snow vole)
Lineage: Eukaryota; Metazoa; Chordata; Mammalia; Rodentia; Cricetidae
Gene: Ccdc127
Product: coiled-coil domain containing 127
Exons: 3
Coding region: 140-922 (260 amino acids)
Source: RefSeq, a predicted model, not a curated record